This is a messenger RNA of Dendronephthya gigantea, 2231 nucleotides long. RefSeq lists its product as uncharacterized. The record is from RefSeq and is a predicted model, not a curated record. Gene Ontology annotation, molecular function: protein binding. NCBI's taxonomy places the organism in Eukaryota, Metazoa, Cnidaria, Anthozoa, Malacalcyonacea, Nephtheidae. The transcript has 11 exons. Bases 514 to 2109 code for a protein of 531 amino acids.
UACCAACUUCCUCCAGUUCAAGUUAUAUAAAAAGAAUCAAAAUAUAUUUGGUCGGAAGGUAUCUCGUAUCCGUUCCACGAGAAAAUGAGUAUAAUAUCAAUAGUCUCCAGCCAUAUACUGAUUAUCAAGUUGGAAUUGAAGCCGUAGACAAUUACAUUCCGAGAAGCGGAGUAGUAUACAAAAUAUUUAGGACAAAAGAAGCAGCUCCCAGUGAACGCCCUUAUUCUGUUAAACUCACAGCCCGUAGUCAAACCUCAUUGAAUAUAACCUGGACGGCUCCUCGUAAAAGUUCAUGGAAUGCUGGGAAGCUGACUGGAUUCAAAGUUUGCCGUUAUAUUCAUGAAAAUAAAAAUAGUCUGACAUGCAUUUCCGUCACGUCAUUCGCCACCACGGCAUGGUCGUAUAAAUAUACUAUAAAUGGACUUCAAUCUUCUACUAGGUAUUUCGUGACAGUCUCGGCUGCUACAGUUGGCGGUGUUGGCCCGAAAAGCACAGCAGUCAGUGGAAUAACAGAUGGAGGGCCUGUUAAACUUUUCGAAGAUACCUCCUCAACUCUAUAGGAUAAACAUUGAGAAACAAGCAGAUUAUAUCAAAAGUGUAAUCAUCAUUGUAAAAAUGGACUCAGGAGAAAGGACACCGGUUGAAAACAUCAAAACCAACUCCCUCAGAUCUUACUGGUCUAGAAGCUAUGACAAACCUUAUAUCACUGCCUAUUUGAAAGCUGAUGUUUUACCCAAGAUGUUUGUGAUCGGCGAUGGCAAAGAAUAUAAUUCUAAAACAGAAAAAUAUUUGAACCAACCGUUAAGAAACAACACAAGAUAUGUCGCGUUCCUAAGAUAUUUUGAAAGCGGGUACUAUGAUCAGUACUAUUCGACGGCUUGGAGCAAAAGUGUUAAGGCUUCUGCAAAACCUCCAGCUCCAUUUUACUUAAAUGCUAAAUCAAUCGACAAAGGCAAGUACAAGAUAUUCUGGUCAAUAUCACUGCGUACUGGCCAGACUGUCAAGAGGUACUAUGCACUGCUGGUAGCGGCAACAGUUGGAUCAAAAAAGGAGCCAGUGGAGAUAUCGACGAACGAAAAAUCAGUCACAGUUAAUGUUGAUUAUGAUACGAAGUACACGUUUGAAAUUGGCCUUGAAACUGAAACUGGAAAAAGUGGAUUGGGAAAAAUAACCUGGUUUUCUCAUUCGGAACCUAUGGCCCCUCAAAAGAAUAAUGAUAGUACUUACACAGUUAUACUGAAAAAGCCAAAAGUCGAAAACAUAAGAACUGUUUCAUUGGUAGUCCUUCGGCUUCCGCCAGCCUCAGCCCAAAGCCCUGCACCAGAAGAUGUGGAGCUAAAAGGUCACGACGAGGCUGCUGGUGAAAAUGGCGCAUUCGUUGCGAAAGAAUAUAAUAUAAGUGACUUUAAAAGUUCAAAUCCGAUAGAAAUCCAGCUUCGAAAGUCGUCGGAGAAGAAAAAGUGUAGAGAAAGAGAUGCCGAUGAGGUUUAUGAACUUAAACCAGAUGCGACUUACAGAUUAGCCCAAAUGAAUGAAGACAAAUCUGGGAAACGAUUCUGGUCAUUUUGGAGUGCGCCAAUGACUUUCAACAAAGAUGAAGACGGCUUGAAGAGGAAAAAUUCUCAAAAAACCAACGAGGAUGACACACGUGUUGAACUUCUCAUACCGCUGGUUAUUUUGUCUUUAUGUUUUCUGGUCUCACUGGGUAUUAUUGUUUAUCAACGUCGUCUGAUCCAAAAUAACAAAAGAAAAGAUAACGAAGGCCAUGAAACGACCCAGAUGACGGAUUCCGGUCCGGAAACCCGCAAAGGGGCAAUUAAGUAUGAUCAAGAACCAGAUGCGCCCAUAAAUGAUGAGAGAGUAUACGAAACUACAGAUGAUGUUAUUGAAGAAAUUGAGCGAAACGAUGGUGUACGUGGGACAGACAAAGGACAAGAUUCAUCGGAUUACAUGUCGUUGAAAGAAAACAAAGAACCAGCAAACGUUUACCAGGCAUUGCAACCCUCUACCAGCGAUGAUGUUCGGUACCAUAUUAAGGAGGAUUUGCACCAGAAAAUUCCACCCCGACCAACUUUCGUUUCAUCAAGGAAGUUAAAUUCAAACUGUUAGUUAUACAAGUAAUAAACUUAUAGCCAAGGUCGAUAAUAUCAGUCAUACCUCGCUUCUACUCGAGCUCAAUGAGGGCAAAUUACAAAAUCGUAAUGUAUUGUAGCGACCAUACCUAGUUGGUU